This is a messenger RNA of Ornithodoros turicata, 2153 nucleotides long. RefSeq lists its product as uncharacterized. The transcript has 4 exons. Lineage: Eukaryota; Metazoa; Arthropoda; Arachnida; Ixodida; Argasidae. The record is from RefSeq and is a predicted model, not a curated record. The coding region runs from base 170 to 1903 and encodes 577 amino acids.
UUCCAUUGCUGGAUUAAACAACUUCUCUCCGUAAGACGCGUAUUUCCCCGUAUGUGGGUCGGAAGAAAUAGUUGUCUCUACGUGCAGUGCUUUAGACUGGAUCUACGUAUUUAAGAUUGAUCCUCCUUUCUCACGGCCAACACUAGUCAGCAGAAUUUGCGGGGCGCACAUGCGGACGGCUCUCGUGACUGCCGCAAUGUCACUGACACAAGGUGCCUUGGGCAACGAGCUGGCCUACCACGAUGCUAUCAACAGUGCGAUGACCAUGAACGAGCUGCUCAGCCACAUGGGAUUCGAAUACGUGCAUUACGAAGAAACUCUCGCAGGCUUCCUUGAGGAACACCAUCUUGCCGUUCAUGAUCCCAGCUUCUCACAAGUACAACUACCAGGAAAUCAGGAGGUCCGAGAAAGCUAUAUCGUCACAAAUGUUGCAACGACCUUGGAAGAGUCCCCGGCUUUCGAAAGUCAGAGCCAGGCAGCCACCGUAGCGGCGCCUGUUCCGCAGGCGACCGUAACUGCUGUUGAUCAACAUCCACCAGCGGUACCUUCCGGAGCGGUUCCUGCCCCUGCGCAAGAAAGUGCCUACCUACUAACAGCCUCGGCCGUCACUCAUGCAAGACCAGAAUACAUUCGUCAGCAUCUGCCAGUCGCCGCUGUUUCUCCUACGGUCGGUUAUCGCGCACAACCUACUACAGCAGCGACAGUCGCCCCACAGUAUGCCCCAAGCAAUGGAAUUCAGCCUGGUGCUAUUACAGCGGAGAUUCCCUUGAAUGUGGUAAUCAAAUCCGGGGAAGCUUUUCCCCAGGGUCACCUCUACGGAAACGACCUUCCAGUGUAUCGAGAUAAGCCACCGUACGCGACUAAGUAUUUCCCGGUAUUCAAGGCCUUCCAACUUGCUUUGGGAAGGCGAAUACUCGACCCUCCAGCCCCCGCCCUACUGCCAAGACUAUUCCCGAAUACUCCUCGUGCUAACCAUCCCAGGCGUGGCAAUGACCUCCAUGAACUGCUCCACGGACAUCAUGAGCAUGGUCACGGCCGUCGUCAACAUAAACACGUCCCCACUGUAGGGCCAUCUGCUGCGGCGUUCGCUGCAGGUCAAGGUCUUGGACACACACUCGCAGCCCCUGGACAUCACGUAGGACGCCCUGCUGUUCCCCAAAAUGGGAUUCCAACAGUUGCUCACGCAAGCGGUCCGCACGGCCACUUCUUACACACUGCCUACGUACCAAGACCCGCUUCAAGCCACCAUACACGUGACCCAAGCCUUGUCCAACAGAGAGUGCCUAUUGGCUUGCAGAAUACACCUUCUCGCGUCGUCUUCGAAACGACAGAAAGUAAACCUGGAACAUCGAUACUUCAGCAAGCUUCAGUGAUUUCAGCUUCGGGAACGACUGUCUACCAUCAUGCUACAACUGUUGUUCGACAAGAUGCUCCUGAAGGGUUAAGUGUCCAGCAACACGGCAAUGCCCACGGGUACCAUACGGGUACCGUACCCAUUGUACCAGAUGUAGUCUUCGUGAAUGGCGCGGCUGCUCAGAAAGUCUCUCCCUCGAGGCAAGAAGCUCUGCUCUCAGAUGUUCAAGGGAACCCCUAUGUACAAACACAGAGUGACGUCACCGGAUAUGGAGUUCCACCUCCAGUUUUCUUCCAAACAACGCUACCUUUUACCAAACAAGCUAUUUCCACGCCCACUGCUCCAGGCCUGGUGUUACACAUGGAUCACCCGGUAGUUGCUGUUGCACCUCCAGGUGUCGGAAUACCAGCUGUGGUUGAUCUACAUCACGGAGCCCCCAGACAUAUCUUCAUGGCCGGACUGGGCAUCGGGCAUUCUUUGUCUUACGGGCCUCAAGACGGCAAUGGCUGGGAGUGGAGGUAUCUGGAUGCUAGGCGACGCAAGAAAUAGACAGCCUCCACGUCGGCCACUCCAGUUGAACCUGCAGUGCAGAUUUUUGCGAGCUCUUCGUCUUCAAGAGCUGCCAGCCUACGAGGGUUGUAUUCUUCUUAUAGAAGAACCGUUAUUUAGAUGGACGUGCCUGAUGAUGUGUUGGAGCGUUCGCCUCCUAUAGCUAUGAAGUAAAUUAUUUACACAAGCUAUCGUAUAUUGUUCCGAUAAUAUUUGUUUACGUCUAUUCCAAUAAACAUAUAUUGCUCAG